GUCCUCUCUAAGGUCCCAGAUGGCCUAUUCCAGAUGCCUGGUCUCAGAGGUGGAGAAUUAUCUCUGGGGAAGCCCCAGCUCCAUAAGCUGCGCACGCAUGAUGUGGUGGCUGCUUCUCUGGGGAGUCCUCCAGGCUUGCCCCACGCAGGGCUCUGUGCUCUUGGCCCAGCAGCUACCCCAGCAGCUGACCUCUCCAGGGUACCCAGAGCCAUACCUCAAAGGCCAAGAGAGUACCACUGUCAUCCAGGCCCCGGAGGGCUUUGCUGUGAAGCUUAUCUUGCAGGACUUGGACCUGGAGCUGUCCCAGGACUGUGAGCCGGACUCUGUCACCAUCACAGCCAGUGCGAUGGAUCCAAGCCGGUUCUACGGCCAAAUGGGCUCUCCGCUGGGCAGCCCCCCAGGUCAGAGGGAGUUUGUGUCCUCGGGGAACAGUUUGCGGCUGACCUUCCCUGCACCAGCCUCCUCUGCAGACAGGACCACGGGCCUCCACAAGGGCUUCCUGGUCCUCUACCAAGCCGUGAGUAUGAACCAUAGUCAGCCCAUCAGCCAGGUUAGUGGUGACUCUGAUGCCACACACACACCUGGGUACAACUCCUCCGAGAUCCAGAACCACUGCCAGGAGCCCUAUUAUCAGGCGGUGCCAGCAGAGACACUCACCUGCAGAGCCCAGAGCCCUGGGAAAGAGACACUGGACAAGGAGGAGGCUCCUCGCUGUGUGCCUGUCUGUGGACAGCCAGUCACCCCCAUCGCCCAGAACCAGGAGGCCCAGGGUUCUUCCAAAGCUAAGCUGGGCAACUUCCCCUGGCAAGCCUUCACCAGUAUCUAUGGCCGUGGGGGCGGGGCCCUGCUGGGCGACAGAUGGAUCCUCACGGCCGCCCACACCAUCUAUCCCAAAGACAGCAUCUUUCUCGGGAAGAAGAGGAAUGUGGACGUGUUCCUGGGCCACACAGGCAUAGAUGAGAUGAUAAAACUGGGGAACCACCCUGUGCGCCGUGUGGUUGUGCACCCAGACUACCGUCAGAACGAGUCCUACAACUUCAACGGGGACAUUGCCCUCCUGGAACUCCAGCACAGUGUCCCCUUGGGGCCCCACCUCCUCCCGGUCUGUCUGCCUGACAACGAGACCCUCUACCGCAGUGGCCUGAUGGGCUAUGUCAGUGGGUUUGGUGUGCAGAUGGGCUGGCUAACUACCGAGUUGAAAUACUCAAGGCUGCCUGUUGCCCCGAGGGAGGCCUGCGAGGCCUGGCUUCAAGAGAAACAGAGGACUGAGGUGUUCUCUGAUAACAUGUUCUGUGUCGGGGAUAAGACACGGCAGCAGAGUGUCUGCCAGGGGGACAGUGGUAGCGUCUAUGUAGUAUGGGAUGGCCAUGCCCGUCACUGGGUGGCCACGGGCAUCGUAUCCUGGGGCAUUGGGUGUGGCAAAGGGUACGGCUUCUACACCAAAGUGCUCAAUUAUGUGGACUGGAUCAAGGACGUGAUGGGUGGGAAGGGCUGACCCUGGGAGCGCUGAGCAAUGACACCAGCACUGUGGAGGCCCCAGGAGAAGAGGGUUGAAAGCGAAGACUGAGUCCUGUGGGCGGGGAGGGGGUGGGCAGGGAAUCCCUAUCCGAGUUCCUGAGAGAGAACUCCUCCUCUGCUCAAGGCUGAUCUCAUGCCAGAUAAGAAGGGAGUCCCCCAACCCCUCCUCACCCUCCACCUUCCUGUGAGUUUGCCUGAAGCCCAGGGAAGCCCUGUACAUCUCAGUGAGUUUCACUUUGAACUUCACUUUCUGCUGACACAGCCACCCUCUCAUCCCCCUGUUCAGUGAUGUAUGAGGGAAGUGGUCUUAAUUGCAUUGCAUCUUUGAAACAUUCCCAAAUCUCUUUAAUUGACCUUCAAAUAGCCAAACUGUCAGCUGCACCGCCUACCACAACUCCCAGAUGCAAUUACAGUGACAGCCCGGUUUUUGUUACAUAUUCUCUAUACCAGGCGCUUCACACAUGCUACUUCAUUGACUCCUCACACCAAGUUUGCAAAGGAUGUGUUAUGAUCACAUUUUAUUUUCCUUCUUUAGCUUUAUAGAUUUUAAGUUUAUUUUUACUCCUUUACAUUUUUUUGGAGCUUGUUUUUAGACAGUUUUUUAUUACAUUUAUUGGGGUGGCAUUGGUUAAUAAAAUUAUAUUUUCAAGUGUACAAUUCUAUAAUACAUCAUCUGCAUAUUGCAUUGUGUAUUCACCACCCAAAGUCAAGUUUCCUUUCAUCACCAUAUAUUUGAGCCCCUAUAACAAAGCUUUACUACCUCACCCCAACCCCUCUGGUAACCACCAUACUGUUGUCUGUGUCUAUGAGUUUUUGUUUGUUCGUUUGUUCAUUUAUCACUUUCAGUUUUAUAUUCCACAUGAGUGAAAUCAUAUGGUUCUUGACUUUUUAUCUCUGACUUAUUUCACUUAGCAUGAUAUUCUCCAGAUCCAUCCAGGUUGUCCCAAACAGCAGUUGUUUCAUCUUUUCUUGUGACUGAGUAGUAUUCCAUUGUAUAUGUGGAUCACAGGAUAUGGAAGUGUCCCUCAGUACAUGAUUGGGUAAAGAGGAUGUGGAUGCAGGUUUUAUUGGAAUUUACUUGAUCUUUUCAGGCUUACUUUUAAGCUUUGUUAGUAAAUGUAUGGAUCAACCUUUCAUCUAUGAACAAUUGGACACUAUUACUGUGGGAGUACUUUUUCAAGACUCAAUGCAAAGUUUUUUCCACUCUGCUGACUCACAUUUUAAAUGAGGAAACUGAAGUUCAGAGGGGUAAAGUGACUUGCCCAAAUGCCACAGCUGGUCUGGGACAGCCAAGGCCGUGUGCUUCCCAGUGCACCUUUACACUUCUCAGGGUUCCCCCACUUCCCCUCCCAAUCCGACACCCCUACAGAUUCUCUCUCCCUGGGAAUUCCUGCUUCAGUGAGGAGGAUGACACCUGGCUCGCACUUUCCUGGGGCCCCAUCUCCUGCAGACACCCCAUCUCCUGAGCCCAGCCCUGGGCUGGAUGUUCCCACAGGACCUCCAGUGCUGCUGGACACCCCGGGCCAUGCUCCACCUGAGAGGACCAACUAUUUAAUUUUUAGUGAGGACAUGAUGGCGAUUUAGAGUAAAAGUUGCAAAUAAAAUACACUUGUUCAAAUAGAACUAGAAAAUGAAUGAAACAGAGAAGAGAGCAAAUUUGCUACUAUUGAAAAUCAAGGUAGCUAUAUAGUUAAAGGUUAAAUUUACCUUUGGAAAAGUAGGAUUAAAAUGUGAACGUACAUGUGGUUACUUCUAUUUUACAAAGUUGAAUAGUACAUAAUACAAAGACCAUGAAAAAUACUCUAAGCCCAGCAGGUGUGGCUCACUGGUUGAGUGUUAACCCAUGAACCAAGAUGUCACUGGUUCAAUUCCUGGCCAUGGCACAUGUGGGGGUUGCAGGCUUGAUCCCUGCA
Molecule: messenger RNA, 3431 nt
Organism: Myotis myotis
Lineage: Eukaryota; Metazoa; Chordata; Mammalia; Chiroptera; Vespertilionidae
Gene: C1RL
Product: complement C1r subcomponent like
Exons: 6
Coding region: 20-1495 (491 amino acids)
Biological process (GO): zymogen activation
Cellular component (GO): blood microparticle
Molecular function (GO): serine-type endopeptidase activity
Source: RefSeq, a predicted model, not a curated record